AAAAAUUAAACUUGGUUAGUUUUGACCCGUUUUGCUAAAAUUUGGGAUCGUUUGAGGGAGAACUGGCUGUUAUUAGACCACGGAAUGAUGUCAGUGUUUCCGGGACGCCCUGUAAAACAGCAGUCUGGUCAGAAAUGUGACUUCGUGAUGUUGUUGUGAAUGUGAUUGUGGCGGGGGCGGGGCGCUCUACUUCAUCGCGAGAUUGGGCGGGAUUCACGCGCUGUCCGACCGGAUCAUGGCGCUGAGCCUCCGCGGCCGCCCGAGCCGCAGUGUCCGGCUGAGAGGUCGAAAUGACAGCGGCGAGGAGAACGUUCCGCUGGAUCUCAGCAGAGAGCCCUCCGAUAACAUGAGAGAAAUCCUCCAAAACGUUGCCAAAGCUCACGGCGUCUCCAACAUGAGGAAGCUCGGCCAUCUGAACAACUUUGUGAAGCUGUUGAACAGUGUGGGUCAUCGUGAGGAGAAGUUCGGGUUCAGUUAUGAGGAAAUCAUCAUCUGUCUGAGGCUGGCUCUGCUGAAUGAGGUGAAGGAGGUUCGCGCUGCAGGUUUGAGAGCGCUUCGCUAUUUAAUCCGAGACCGCAGUGUCCUGCAGAAGGUCCUCCAGCUGCAGGUGGAUUACCUCAUCUCCAGGUGUCUAGACAUCCAGCAGAGCAACGAGGUGGAGCAGACUCAGGCGCUCCGACUGCUCACCAGGAUUAUAGCGGUGGAUGCUGCGCUCUUCCCCUCCUCGGUCACCAACUCCCUGGUUGCCGUGGGUAACAAUGGCCUCCACGAGCACGAGAAGGACCACAUGGUUCUGGCCUGUAACGCUAUCCUCUGUGAACUCGCUGUGAAGAACCCGGAGCUGGUGGCGGGACGUGGAGGUCUGAGCACUCUGCUGAAGAACGUUCUGGACUGUCAGCACAGCCGCAUCAACGAGGCUCUGAUUUCUACAGUGCUGCACCUGCUGAACCACCCGCAGACGCGGCAGUACGUACGGGCGGACGUGGAGCUGGAGCAAAUUUUGGCACCUUACACAGACUUCCACUACAGACACAACCCAGACACAACAGAAGCACAGCUGAAGGCGGAUCGUGAGGCUCGGUUCUCGGCCAGUAAAAUGGCCAUCGUGGCUGCGUUCCGCUCGUGGUCAGGUAUUAUUAACCUGUGUAAAGUGGGAAACUCAGGAAUCCAGUCUCUGAUUGGUCUGCUCUGUAUACCAAAUAUGGAAAUCAGGAAAGCCCUGUUGGAGGUGCUCUAUGAAAUCUUCCGGCUGCCCGUUCCCAUGGUUACGGCUGAAUUUGAGGAAGCUCUUCACAGCAUCGACCCCAGCAGGCCUCAGGACAGCUGGAGGCUGGGAGAUGGGUUUGUAGCUGCUGAGGCCAAAGUCCUCCUCCCUCACAGAGCCAGAUCACGGCCAGACCUCCUGGAUAACUACCUGGCCCUGAUCCUGUCCACCCUCAUCACCUGCGGCCUGCUGGAGGGUCUGGUGGAGGUGGUGACGAGCAGUGAUGAUGUCCUCUCAGUGAGAGCCACAGUCCUGCUGGGGGAGCUUCUGCACAUGGCUAGCUCUCUCCUCCCACAUUCCCACAGUCACCACCUACACUGUCUGCCGACUCUCAUCAACAUGGCCGCCUCCUUCGACAUCUCUCCUGAGAAACGACUGCGAGCCAGUGCGGCGGUGACCCAGCUGAAGCGUCUCCACGAGCUGAAGAAGCGCAAUCCUAAACCACACAGCCUUUACCUCCAGCUCAUCCUGCAGCAGAGCUCGCACAGAGACUCCCACCGCUCUCACAGAGACGCCUACGUCAUUAAGGACACUGAAGAUGCACUGAUGAUGAAUCUGAGGGACAGUCAGAUCCUCAACCACAAACAGAACCUGGAGUGGAACUGGGUUCUCAUCUCUACUGUACUGAAGUGGCCAAACUCAAACCUCAGGAACUACCGGGAUGAGCAGGUGCACAGGUUUGUGCGCAGGUUGCUGUAUUUCUAUAAGCCUAGCAGUAAACUGUACUGUGUUCUGGAGUUGGAACAUCCUAAAGCUCCUCAGCUCACUUCGGCUGGCUGCCAACUCAUCAACUUCCUGCUGGACUCUGAAGACGAUGGUCAGGUGUAUCUGGAGGACUUGGUGAAGGAUAUUGUCCAGUGGCUCUCUUCCUUUUCUGGGAUGAAGUCUGAGCGCAGUCUCCAGAGUAACGGUCUACUGAGCAUGCUCAGUCAGCACUACUUCCUGUUUCUGGGUACGCUGUCUGGGCAGCCUUCGGGAGUCAAAACGAUGGAGAAAUGUGGAGCGUUUCAGUGUCUGUUGAACCUGUGCUCAGUGAAGAAUCAGGAUGCCCUGCUGAAGCUGACCGUGUCCUCGCUGGACUACAGCAGGGACGGACUGGCCCGGAUCAUUCUGUCCAAAAUCCUCACCGCUGGAUCUGAUAGCUGUCGCCUGUACGCCACUAAGCACCUGCGUGUCCUGCUGAGGGCUAACGUGGAGUUCUUCAGUAACUGGGGCAUCGAGCUGCUGGUCACUCAGCUCCCUGACCACAGUAAGGCCGUCUCCAUGGAAGCGCUGGACAUCCUAGACGAGGCCUGUGAGGAGAAGGCCAACCUGCACGCACUUAUACACAUGAAACCUGCACUGACUCACCUGGGAGAUAAAGGACUGCUGCUGCUGCUCAGAUUCCUGUCCAUUCCCAAGGGUUUCUCCUACCUGAACGAGAGAGGAUACGUCAGCCAGCAGCUGGAGAAAUGGCACAGAGAGUACAAUCUGAAGUAUGUGGACAUGGUGGAGGAGCUGAUGAACGAAGCCCUGACCACCUACCGCAAACCCGUUGACGGAGACAACUACGUCCGCCGAAGCAGCCAGAGGUUACAGAGUCCCAACGUCUACCUGCCUGUACACCUGUACGGUCAGCUGGUGCACGACAAGACCGGCUGUCUGCUGCUGGAGGCUCAGAACGUUGUUCCAGAUCUGAGCUACACAGUACGUUCUCCUGUUCUAGACACGUGGGAGGGGAUUAAGCAGCUGAAGGCAGCGCUGUGGGCACUGGGGAACAUCGGCAGCUCUAACUGGGGGGUGAAUCUCCUGCAGGAGGAGAACAUCAUCCCAGAUAUCAUCAGUCUGGCACAGCGCUGUGAAGUGCUGUCUAUACGCGGGAUUUGUGUGUAUGUGCUGGGUGUGAUCAGUCGGACUCGGCAGGGCAGUGAGGUUCUGAAGGUUUUGGGCUGGGACUCGGUUCGUCAUGGCCGGAGGCAGCAGUGGCCCGUCGUCGAGGACGCGGAGACGCGGUUGCCGGGGGAACUGAGCUCCAUCCCGAGCACGCUCAGUUUAAACUCUGAGUCUAACAGCUCUCAGAGAGAGAGCGAGAGUGAGAGUCAGCCCAGUCUGUACUUUGUGGAUGAUGAGAGUGACGGAGUGGAGCGCUGCGAGGACGUACCGGCCUGCGUACGCUCUAAACCGGUGAAGGACCGGAGUCCGUUCACCAUCCUGUCGUCGUCUCGUCUGGUCAGAAACCGUUUCCUGAACUCCCUCCCGCUGCCCAGCAUGAAGCCCCGCAGCGUGAGCGACCCUAAACAUCCCUCCGGGGGGAAGAAGUCUCCCGAGGAGCUGCAGCCGGGCGCCGUCCGGAGAAACCGCACGCUGACCGAGCCCUCGAGCUACUCGCCGGACGGCGCCACGCAGGGAGAGGUGUUCUAUAACGGGGGCCGAUCCCCCCACAGCCCCGCCGUGAGCCUCGAAACAUCGUUCGUGGGCCCAAAAAUCCUCCAGGACGGCAUGGGGGUGGGAGAGGGGUCCGACACGGAGGGCAGAGCUUUGCAGAACUGUGUGAAAGGUCAGCGUAAAGCGGUCACCCUGGACAAGGGGUUGGAGCUGGAGGUCAAAGGUCAGCGCGAGAGGAGGGUCUGUGAAGGGCCGUCCUCCGGGCUGCCGGGGGGAGCCUUAAAGAGCCGCAGCCAGAGCUUCAACACGGACACCACGACCAGCGGCAUCAGCUCCAUGAGCUCCUCGCCCUCCCGGGAGACCGCAUCCGCCGUCACCAUGGAUACGGACUGCGGCAGCAUCAGCACCGUGGUCAGCGCCAACACGGUGAAGACCGAUACGAGUGCGAGUGUGUCCCUGGUUCCUCCCGGUUCUGCCCACACUCUGCCCCGCCGGGCGGCGUCCCUGCGCUCCUCCUCCACGGUGAAGAGUCUGGUGGACUACAGCAGCUUCAGCCCGCGGGACGCCCUGGGUUACGCCACGCUGAGGAGGCUGCAGCAGCAGAGGAUCCACCCCUCGCUCUCCCACAGCGAGGUGCUGGCCUCGCCCGCCAAAGACGUGCUGUUCACCGACGCCAUCACCAUGAAGACACGCAGCCUGGACCUGCGGCUCCACGCUCCACGCAGGUUCCUGAAGGCCCUGAGCUUCGUGUCUCUGGAUAAGGACGACCUCCUGAGCCCCAUAAACCACUCCACACUGCAGCGCUCCGCCUCCCUGCGCUCCAUGGUCUCUAGCGCCACCUACUGCAGUAAUGAGGAUUACAUCGGCCUCGCCCUGCCCACGGACAUCACCGACCUCUUCCACGUUGAUGAAACCUCAUACUUACAGAAGAGAACGAGCCCACCAGCUAUAGAGAAGUCGGUGUUCUUCGGAGACUCUGAAAGAUUGAUGGACAGCUGUCGAGCCGCUUUGAAGCAGCGGGUCAGUAUUACAGAGCUGUUGAGCGGCAGUCGAUCGGAGCAGCGCCACCUGCUGGGCGGAGAGGAGAGUACGGGACUGAAGGAGCACACAGAUCAAAACUGUCUGUACUGCAGUGGCCUCGCUGCCCUGGGGGAGCACACACACACUCCUCUCAACAACACACACUUACGCACUGACCUGACUGAUGGAUUCUCCUCCCACUGGCAGCCCAAACCUUCUCAUACUCACCUGGAGGUGGUGGCUCAGUCCAAGUUCUCCGGGGUUUCUGGGUGCAGCGAUGCAGCUGUGAGCCAGGGUUCCUCCAGCAGCACCCCCAGCACCGAGAUACUACUGGGUGGUAAAGUGAUCUCGGAGGAUGGUACUGCCUGCCGAGUGCUGCUGAGGAAGGAGAUUCUGCGUCUGGUCAUCAACCUGAGCUCGUCCGUUGGUACUAAAGGAAACGAAACCGGCCUGCUAACGAUAAAGGAGAAGUUCCCGUGUGCGUUUGACGACGCGUGUCUGUACUCGGAGGUGUCGUUCCUGCUGUCUAGCUGCAGGUUCCGCCUGGCGUCCCGCCGCUUCAUCCAGGAGCUCUUCCAGGACGUGCAGUUCAGUCCGCUGUUUGAUCAGGCCGAAGCUGUCCUAUCCAAACCGGUCAGCUCUGUCUGAGAGGAACCUCCCGCUGAGUCCUGAGAGAGUUUCUACCACCUCCUCUUUUCCUCCACUCUUCUCCAUCCCUCCUUCCCUCUGUCCAGCCUUCUGCUCCUCCCUUCGUUAGAUGAAGGACGACGCCAGUAGAGGAGGCGUUGGGUCCUGUGUCCAAGCUGGAGAGAAAGAAAGGUAAGGAGGGUGGAAAUGCCCCUCGCUUUAAAGGACCACCUCGGAACAGACAGCUACAGCGCCACCUUCUGGACACGCACUGAAGUUCUGGAGGAGACGCAGAGUACCAAAUCAUGUGGAGCUGAGAGAACCUCAGUAGAACAUUUGAAGCUAAGACUGAUGGAGAUCUCUCUCCGGUUCUAACGCAGGACAUCUUUAAGGGUGAUUUGUCUGCCCGAGGGCCGCACUGCGCUGGGAGACGGGUCACUCCUGCUCGUAUCAGCUCCACUCUCAGCGCUGAAACACUACAACAGAAGAGACUCGGCUCCCGGCUGAGUUCAGGACUUCCACACAGUGAUCAAAGGACUGACACGACCGUCAGGAAAGCGAUCAUGUUUAAAUUAUUUAUUUUUCCUCCUUCUGUGAGUUUUUCAAUCCAGACAAUCAGGUGUGGGUGUUUUAUUGCACAGACAGUCCUCAUCACCGUAGAGUCACUGCAUGUAGAUACAGAAGAAAAAGCUCUUUAUUCACAACAGACAUUUCUAUUAUAUACACUACAGGCCAAAGACGCGGAAACGUUGUUAAUAUUAAUAAUAUUUAUAAAUAUAAUUAGUAUUUUACAAUAAAAGGGCCCAUAUAAUGGAGAACCGAAACUUUUCUUUUCUUAAGAGUUAUGAUGUAGGAUUUAAACUUUAAGCCCCACCCACUCAUCUUACAACAGUGUAGCCCCGCCCAUUCAGCCUACAGCAGUUUAGCCUUAGUCUUAAAGGUGACAGAAGCAGCCUGUUUAACUGUGAGGGACGAAGAGAGGCUGGAAAUGAUCGUAUAGAAAUGAACAAUGUUUUUGGUACAAAGAUCCACAAACGUUCUAAGUGGAACUCAGGGAGAACAAAUCCAGUACGACCGGAACGCAGGAUAUGGGCUCUUUAAUCUGCUCUCCAGUAGCAGAACAUGCUUAUCAGCCAGAGGAGUUCCAGAACCUUCCACAGGCCGUUCUCUCCACUCCAGUGUGUUCUUUAUGGUUAAUAAGCCUGGUUCCCACCGUUUGGCCUGUAGUGUAGUUACUGCUGCCCCCCCCCGGCAUGCUGUCUGAGGAUAUUUGCACAUGUGCAGUGUGAGUGAGUAGCAGUAGAGCCGACUGUAGAUUACAAUAGUUUUAUAGACGUUUAACUAAAAGCUUUUCCCAAAACCUCUGACUGAGCUGCUGCUGCUGCUGCUGUGGUUUAGCUUUAUUAUACUCCCUGCCUGCCAGAAGUAUUAGGACACCUCGCUUUCCAGAAUGCCUCCAACACCAGUCUUAGUCCGUCUGCAGUCAGAUUUAGUUCCGUUAUUUUGGUACGAUUCAGAGAGUAAAUAUUCAGAGGGCGAGAACAGAGUCGGCAGAGUUUUACUCUAGACAGACAGCAGGUUAAUGAGGUAAGUAAGGUGAGGCGGGUCAGAGCGCUCGCUCUGCUGAUACACCUGAAGCACAUCACAGCAUCAUUACACACACCUCACUGCACAUGCAGCUCUUCAUUACAUUAGUGUUAAAUAAAUAGGACACGAUCAAAAUUGAACAUUUUUAAAUGCCUGUCUGGCGCAUUAAGGAGUAAAUAAUGCUGUUCGUUUGCUGUUUUUAACUCACAGUUACAGGUAGUAAAAGAUAAUAAUUAGUUUAAAUUAAUUAUUUUUUUAAUUAAAAUGAGAAAAUUUGGCUGUAAAGAAAUCAGAGUUGGGCUGUGAGUUAAUGAUCACUGCAUCUGUAAUAAAUACACAGUUAAAGAAAUUCAACACCUCAGCGCCGUAUUGACCAUUUUUGUUUUAUGUUUUGUUGUUUUUGUGCUUUUCCGUUUGAAAAUUCGGCUUUGUUUGGCCAAAGAUUGAAUAUGUGGUAACAUUCCAGAGUCGGAAUCAACCCAUAGUGAUACGUUUUACACCCCUGAUUAACGUUUUUAGCUG
This is a messenger RNA of Colossoma macropomum (tambaqui), 7384 nucleotides long. RefSeq names its product RPTOR independent companion of MTOR, complex 2 a (gene rictora). The record is from RefSeq and is a predicted model, not a curated record. Gene Ontology annotation, molecular function: protein serine/threonine kinase activator activity. Gene Ontology annotation, biological process: TORC2 signaling; positive regulation of phosphatidylinositol 3-kinase/protein kinase B signal transduction. NCBI's taxonomy places the organism in Eukaryota, Metazoa, Chordata, Actinopteri, Characiformes, Serrasalmidae. Gene Ontology annotation, cellular component: TORC2 complex. The coding region runs from base 236 to 5296 and encodes 1686 amino acids. The transcript is spliced from 40 exons.